CCGAACGAACGUCGCCAUCUUGUUUGUUUAUAUUUCAUCUCGAGGGAAUUUUUACUUUUAUUUGUGUAUUAUUUUUAUAAAUUGCAACUGGAUACUUAUAAACCAAAGAUGACCUCUGAUGUGAGUCACCUAAACUCGGUCUUCCCCCUCCUUUUGGAGUCCAUUUUCAUGUCGUCCUCUCUGGCGGUGAUUCUGAUUGACUGGAAUCACAGCUGCCUAGAAGCAUCACUACUGAGGAUGCUUCAGAGUUACCUCCCUAGAUGGAGGAUCAGGAACAUUCGUCAGGACGUGUACCUAUGUUUGUUCAUAGCAGCGCUCGCUAUCAUGUACAGUAACUCUUUGGAAAACUGUAGAAUUGCUGUAGCUGCCACUGUUGUUCAAAUAUCCUUCUGGCUUCAGAGUAAGUCAAAGGCAGAAAAUGUCUCUGAUAAAUGCAUUGGGACCCCAGAAGUUCAGCUCAUCAACAAAGCAGUGGGUGGGUCCCAGGUAACACACAAGGAACAGGAAACCAGUGUCUCCACCUGCUGUAGAGCUGGGGUACCUCAAUACUUCCUGUCAAUGUUCCCCUCCUCCUCUGGGCCUCAGUCUGAGGUCAACAUGGAGGAGGAGUUGGGAAUGCCCUAUGUUGAGGCCUUCAGAAAACAGGUGGAUGAGGAGGAGGUAUCCAAUGAGGAGCUGAUGACUGCUAUAGAGUACCUCAACACCCUCAAGGAAGGGAUAGAGGUGUACAGGAGUGCUGACAAACUGAUCAAUGCGGUGGACCACAUCCAGCGGAUGGGACAGAAGUCACGCCUGGAUGACUCUGGACUUCCCCGGGAUUACUCUUAUGAGGAGCUCCGUCACAUCGUGGUGGAAGAGAGCGGCUAUCCCCUGGAGGAUUUGGAGAGAGUGUUAGAAAAGAGCAGUUUCCCACCGUCUCCAGAGGAGUUUGUUGAAAUACAUCAUGACAUGAAAGGUAUAGUACAACUAGAGAGAGAGGUGGAGGAGAAGGAUAGAGAGAUGGAGGAGACUCGACAGGAGAUGGAGGAGACUAGUCAGACACUGGAGGAGACUCUUAGAGUGGUGGAGGAGACCACACAGGAAGUGGUGGAAUCCCGACAGAAAGUCAUGUCACUCAGACAGAGGCUACAGCAGAAUCAGCAAGCCUUACAACAGAAGGACAGAAUCAUUCAGCAGGAGAGACAGAUGUUACAGCAGGAGAGACAGAGAGUGAGAGAGAUGGAGCAGAACCCAGAGGGAGAGUGGCAGAGACGACUCCGUGAGAUGGAGGAGGAGAUCCGCCGUCUGUCCGCCCAGUCGGACCGCUCUAAGUGUAAGAUUUGUCUUGUGAAGGAGGUACAGGUGUCCUUUACACCAUGUAAUCACCUGAUCUCAUGUCAGGAAUGUGUUGACAAUCUGAAAGUCUGCCCUAUGUGUAGGAAGCCUAUUCAGGGAACAGCCACUGUGUUCUUCGCCUAAGAUCAGGAAGUUCUGUACAUCGGUGCUUUGGCAGCAGCUACUCUAGUUAGUAGCAUCUCAUUUUUUGUGUUUGUUGAUAUUGUUCUAUUUAGAUUUGGUUUAUUUGAAUCUAAAAACUUACUGCUGCAUGUAUUAGAUUCAUUUUCGAAUUUUUAUACCAUUGAGAUACUUUGCAACACUAUUGGUGCAAAUACAUUUCAACGCUUUGGUGCAUUAACAUUUGAUUUGUUUGUAUUUGGGUGACAAUUUUUCUGGAAAUUAAAACGUUGGAAUUCCUAUAAUUCAUUGUAAAUGUUAAGAAUAUUUCUCUGUAUAUAGAGUACAUUGAUUUUGAGAAUUUUAUGUAGAUGAUUAGUGAAUGAUUUGAAUGGCAUUUGUCAUGAAUACUUGUAAAACUUAAGGGCAGCAUGUGCAAUAUGAGGAAAUGAAUGGGUGUGUUUUACUGUAUGAAUGAAUUGUCACGUGUUAAAACAGUGAAUGUGCUGAUUUUAGCUUUUAUCAUAUUUACAACCUAUAUUUACAAACUGUGGGUGUGUUCACAGUUCUUCCAGUGGUUACUAUUGGUAUCUUUGAUCACCAUUGGUAAACCAAUGGUAUGAAAGUUCACCAAAGGUAGUUACCAUUGGUAGAUUUUCUUGCAGGUUAACCACAUUUGCGGUAGCAUUGGUAGCUUGGGAAUUUUGAUUAUUAGUGACAUCUUCAAAAUGGCAACUAAUGUAGGCGUCCAUGCGAAUGUCGCUGAUAUUUCCAGUGUAGUAAUCACUGCCACUGCAGAUUAGAUUAAAUGGCGAAGACUACAGAUUGCUUGUUAGGGGAAAGGAUAUUAGAUAAAUAUUGCAGUACAUACUGGCGCUUAAAAGAUCGUCGAAGAUCAUUUCCUGACAUUUAAGUAUUCAUUAACAAGAAAAACGUAUUUUGCUAUUUGUAAUGUUCUGUUUCUGCAUAAACAAAGCAAACAUCAAUUAAUUUGUGGUCAUGAUGCUACAAUAAUUGCUGCUCUGACAUCAUUCUGAAACUACUGGUUACCAUUUUUAAUUUCCCUACCAAUGGCUAACAAAAUUCUGUUCACAGUUCUGAGGUUACGAAUAAUACCUUUGUCAAACAAUGGCACCAAUAGUAGCCUUUGGUACUAACAACAUUUUUACCUUUCAAUAAAACAGUGAACGCAACCUGUAUUUCAUUUCAUCAUGUUUUCAAAUACAUUUACAAACUGUAUUUCAUUUCAUCAUGUUUAUACAGUACAUGUACUUCUAUUUCAUGUGAUCAUGUUUACAUAUUUCAUUUUAUCAGACACUAUAUAUGGGAAGCGAGCUUUCUCACACUUAUAUUCAUAAAUAUUAUCAGUUAUAAUUAUUUCAUGGAGUGUAAGUUUUUUUUACGAUAAGUGAAAGUAAAAUGAUAUUAUUUGUAUUGUAAUUUGGCAAUACUACCGAGUGAUUGUGGAUAUGUUACGUUUGUUGUGGAUGUGGAUAUGUUACGUUUGUUGUGGAUGUGUACACCUAAACAUAGAGCUGUGAUAGUUGUAUAUAGUCAUGUGAAUGUGUUUUAUCAUUCUGUAAAUGCUGUGCUUUAUAGCGUGUGUCAUGUUCUGAGUUAUGUAUGAAAAUUUGUAAGUUUGGCGAAACUUCAAUGUAUAUUGUAAUGAAUUUGGCAGCAAUUGUAAAAAAUACCGGUAUUCAACUUUGCAGCAGUUCGUUUACAAAGAUCAUAUUGUUAUAAAUGUGAAGUUUGAAGAAGUUUGCAGCAGAUUUUUAAACAAAGAUCGUAUGGUGUUUUUGCAAUAAGAAGAAAUUUGCAAACGUUUUGUAGACAAAGUUGAAUAUAAAGCACAGUGCAUUGGAAGAGAUCUGUAGUUUUGGGGUCAUUGGGUCAGUAACCAUAGAUUAUUCAUAAACAUGUAGAUUGAUGUACAUAGAAUGUGGUAAUGUCAGUGAUCUGGCAUUCCUACUAGCUCUAGCUAGUGGGUUAACCCUCUAACUCGAUUGGUAGAGUGCUGGACUUGUGUGAAAGAGACCUGGGUUCAAAUCCCAUCAGAGGCAUAAAAAUGUGUCUGUUACAUAAAGUAGCUUUGGGGAAUAAAUUCCAGAUGUGAAAAUGAAGUUAAUAUUUAUGAUGAAAUGAGAGGAAACAAGUUUUGUAGAAAUGUGUGAGCCAGAUUUUUAGAACAUUGCAACCAGUACAUAUAUACUAUUAUGUAGCAGGUAUAUAAAUUUUAAAAUUCUUACUAGUAUCGUGAAGUGUUAAAACACUGCCAGAAACUGAUAUAUAUAUUGGUGGAGUUCUCUGUUAUUUAGGACUGAGUCCUCAGGGCUGUUAUAGAGGGUAUAGACUCAAUCCAUGUCAUACAUGACACUGAAUCAGAUGUGUUCUUAGCAAGAGAAAUCCUGUAGUUUGUGAUGAAACAAAGUUAGUUUAAUAUCUUACAAUGAAUUGUCAAAACAAGGAAUUUAAGACAUCUGUAAAUCCUCUAUGAUUUUAAUAACAAUUUGAUAUUUGUUAUAAGAUUUGGCAAAAAAUAUGUUUGAUUUAUAGUGAAUUUGAUUUAUAGUAAAUUUUAAGAUCUUAAAAAGAUUUUCAUUUUAUUCGAAUAUUAUUUUAUGUUUUAAUUUUCUGCAGUCUUGUUUAAUGUUGCAAGAACCAGUUGUAAAUAGUUUUCUGUGUAAAUACAAUAACUACAUAUUUUGUAAUAAGUUUUGUACACUGUACAAGCUUGAUGGGUCACCACAACAUAUUAGUAGAUGACACAGAGUUUGUACCUAUGUGUAUCUUUGUUUUUAGUGCUAAACAUUUUCAUUCUAUUAGUGUAGAACUAACACUGAAAAAUGCAUGGACUUGUUGGUUUUCAUUGUAUUUGAAAUACAUAUAAUUUAUCCUCAGAUAUAACUGGGAUAUUGGCAGCAGUACAAGUCAAACAUUUUCUGUUUGUUUAGGAUCUUCUGAGAUAAUUUUUUUUGUAGGAUCUGUGUUCUUUCUCUGAACUCUCUCCACUAUUUUCUGUACUAUUGUAUAUAUAUGUAGUUAAAUAGUGUAAAAAUCACCAGAGUAAGUCGUUUAAUAUGACUAGUUCUCAUUUCAUUCACAAAGUGCUGUCAGAAUGUACAUGUAUUUUUAAAGAUUUAUGUACAUUUGGUAUAAACAAUUAAAUUUGUGUAAAUGAA
Messenger RNA from Ostrea edulis (European flat oyster), 4616 nucleotides. Its product is annotated as golgin subfamily A member 6-like protein 22. Gene Ontology annotation, molecular function: cysteine-type endopeptidase inhibitor activity involved in apoptotic process; ubiquitin protein ligase activity. Gene Ontology annotation, cellular component: nucleus; cytoplasm. Bases 109 to 1458 code for a protein of 449 amino acids. The record is from RefSeq and is a predicted model, not a curated record. Gene Ontology annotation, biological process: positive regulation of protein ubiquitination; regulation of cell cycle; negative regulation of apoptotic process. The transcript has 6 exons. NCBI's taxonomy places the organism in Eukaryota, Metazoa, Mollusca, Bivalvia, Ostreida, Ostreidae.